UUGGAAACGACACCGUAUUGCUGUCUGCGCGAAUCCUCGAUUCCUCUCUUCCUAGAACCAUCUCUUCGAAGAAAGAAGCUUGAAACCUAAAAAUUUGUCAGUGACCUUUUGAUUUUUGAUUCUGAGGUGAGAGUUCGUGUUGGCUGUGAGGCUUAUGAUCGGUGCUUACUAACGCCUCUGUCUAACACAUUGACUCUGCUCAAAAUAUGACCCUCUAUGGUUCAUUGCAUUUGUCCCAUGGCGUUGGUCCUUGCAGAAACCAAGGGUACUAUAAGCCAGAAGAUAGUGCCAUGAGUACUAGGAUGGGUAUAUCAAAGAGUCCUCUCUCAUUAGGUGUUCCGUUGGGACAACAUGGCUUCAGGAAUAUUUUACUCUCGGAUUACCUUCGUAGGCCUAUUUCUUCAGUACCGUGCAGAGCCACUGCUUUUAGGUGUCAUUCUUUUUAUGCAGGAGUCAAGGUCAUUGAACCUCCAAUCAGAGCUGCCACUAUGGUGCUAACAAACUCACACAGGUUAAUACAACAACACCCUCUCGUGAAUAAGUUGGUGCCAGCUGUUGCUUUUCUUGUUUUCUCCCUGUGGGGUAUAGUGCCUCUUGUUCGCCAAGGAAGAAACCUAUUAAUCAAUAAGAAAAAUGAUAACGGAUGGAAAAAGAGUGGUACAUACCGUGUUAUGACCUCGUAUGUUCAACCCCUGUUGUUAUGGUUAGGAGCCUUAUUUGUCUGCAGGGCGUUAGAUCCUGUUGUUCUUCCAACUGAAGCUAGCAAAAUUGUAAAAGAUCGGCUUUUGAAUUUUGUGAGGUCAUUGUCAACAGUACUUGCAUUUGCCUAUUGCAUAUCGAGUCUUAUCCAACAAACACAGAAGCUCUUCUCUGAAACAAGUGACCCAAACGAUGCAAGAAAUAUGGGAUUUCAAUUUGCUGGGAAAGCAGUGUAUUCUGCUGUAUGGGUGGCUGCUGUUGCACUAUUCAUGGAGUUGCUGGGUUUCUCUACACACAAAUGGCUCACUGCUGGAGGUCUUGGGACAGUUUUGAUUACGCUUGCUGGCCGAGAGAUUUUGACAAACUUCCUUUCAAGUAUUAUGAUCCACGCAACCCGACCAUUUGUUAGGAACGAGCGGAUUCAGAUAAAGAUUGAAGGUUAUGAAGUUUCUGGUACUGUGGAGCAUGUUGGUUGGUGGUCACCAACGAUCGUAAGAGGUGACCACCGAGAGGCGAUCCACAUCCCAAACCAUAAGUUCACAGUCAAUGUCGUGAGAAACAUUACUCAGAAAACUCAUUGGCGUAUCAAGACUCACCUAGCAAUCAGUUACUUGGACGUUAACAAAAUAAAUAAUAUUGUAGCUGACAUGCGGAAAGUAUUGGCCAAGAACCCUCAAGUUGAGCAGCAGAAGCUGCAUAGAAGGAUAUUCUUGGAGGAUGUGGAUCCAGAAAAUCAAGCCCUUGUGAUACUUAUCUCUUGCUUUGUGAAGACGUCUCAUCGCGAAGAAUACUUAUCUGUAAAGGAAGCUAUAUUGUUGGACCUUCUUAGAGUCAUAAGCCAUCACCGAGCGCGCUUAGCUACACCGAUUCGUACAAUCCGAAAGAUGCACACAGCCGCUGACAUGGAAAACGCACCGUUUGGAGAGUCAAUGUACGGUCCUGGAGGUGUUGCUUCUAGGCGUUCUUCGGUGGUGAUCGAACCCUCUUACAAAAUAUAUGGAGAAGACAAAUCAAAAUCUCAAAGAAGCGCUUCAGACACCACCAACAAGGUACUUGAUGAAAGAGGAGUAAAGCCAGGAGCCAAACCGGUUUCUAAACCGGCUGGCACAGCAAAGGAUGAAGCAGAAGUGUCAGGAGGAGCUGAGAAACCAAAGACCAAGAGAAGUGGUAGCAAGACAAAGGCACCAAAGAAGGAUACAACAGAUGGUUCAACGUCAUCGGUGUCUAGAUCAGCUAUAGAAGAGAAUUUAGUACUGGGGGUUGCACUAGAGGGCUCAAAGAGAACACUUCCAAUAGAUGAAGAGGAGAUGCCUUUUUCUCCCAAGGAAGCAGAUACUAAAGAACUGACUGGUUCUACUCGGAGAUCUGGAAAGGGAACAUUGGUGGCUGAUAAGGAACAGAAAGAUGCCCAGUCUCAUACUGUUGCUUCAACUGAACUCUGAGAUUGAGACAAUUCUGGAGUAUUUUUCAAUAAAUAUUAGUAACAUGAUUAUAACGCUUAGUAUUUUUAACAAAAAAUAUAAAAAAAGGCCAGCUCAGUUUAA
Brassica oleracea var. oleracea is the source of this 2243-nucleotide messenger RNA. RefSeq names its product mechanosensitive ion channel protein 2, chloroplastic-like. Bases 207 to 2141 code for a protein of 644 amino acids. The transcript has 14 exons. The record is from RefSeq and is a predicted model, not a curated record. Gene Ontology annotation, biological process: transmembrane transport. NCBI's taxonomy places the organism in Eukaryota, Viridiplantae, Streptophyta, Magnoliopsida, Brassicales, Brassicaceae. Gene Ontology annotation, cellular component: membrane.